CCGGCAACACGCGCCCGCCGCCGCCACAUAAAUAGCGCCGAGCGCGCCCGCGGCCACCGCACCGCUCCGGCCACCGCACCGCUCCAGCCGCCGCACCGCUCCAGCCGCCGCUCCGGGUGCUGCCCGGCUCUGCCCCGCGCCGCUCCCGUCGCCGCUCCCAGUCCCGGUGUUGGUCCCUCUCCGUGCCGUCGCCAUGCCGUUCCUGGGGCAGGACUGGCGCUCCCCCGGCCAGAGCUGGGUGAAGACGGCCGACGGCUGGACGCGCUUCCUGGACGAGAAGAGCGGCGGCUUCGUGGGCGACAUCAGCAGCUUUUGUAAAAAAGAUGAUCACAACAAAGAGAAUCUCUUCAACAGUGUAAACUAUGAUGUUGCUGCCAAGAAGAGAAAAAAAGAUCUGCUGAAUAACAAAGCCAAGACUCAAUAUUUCCACCAGGAGAAGUGGAUCUACGUUCACAAGGGAAGCACAAAAGAGCGCCAUGGUUACUGCACCUUGGGAGAAGCCUUCAACCGGCUUGACUUCUCCAGCGCUAUCCUGGAUUCCAGGCGAUUCAACUACGUUGUGAGGCUGUUGGAGCUGAUAGCAAAGUCUCAGCUGACGUCACUGAGUGGCAUUGCCCAGAAAAACUACAUGAACAUUUUGGAAAAAGUUGUUCAGAAAGUCCUUGAAGAUCAGCAGAACAUCAGGCUAAUAAGGGAAUUGCUGCAGACCCUCUACACAUCCCUCUGCACAUUAGUCCAGCGGGUUGGCAAAUCUGUCCUGGUCGGAAACAUCAACAUGUGGGUGCACAGGAUGGAGAGCAUUCUUCACUGGCAGCAGCAACUGAACAACAUUCAGAUCACCAGGCCUGCCUUUAAAGGAACCACUCUCACCGACCUGCCAUUGUGUUUACAAUUGAACAUCAUGCAGCGACUGAGUGAUGGGAGGGACCUGGUUAGCCUGGGUCAGGUGGCUCCUGACCUCCAAGUGCUCAGUGAAGACAGGCUGCUGUGGAAAAAACUGUGCCAGUACCACUUCACGGACAGACAGAUUCGCAAACGUCUGAUCUUAUCUGACAAAGGACAGCUGGAUUGGAAGAAGAUGUACUUCAAGCUCAUAAGGUGUUACCCACGGAAGGAGCAGUAUGGUGACACACUGCAACUGUGCAGGCACUGCCACAUCCUUUCCUGGAAGGGUACUGAUCACCCCUGCACAGCCAACAACCCAGAGACUUGCUCCACCUCUCUUUCACCACAAGAGUUUAUCAACUUGUUCAGGUUCUGAACUUGGGUCUGUGCAGCUUAUGCAAUUCCUACAGGACGCUUUGUCACAGAGCUUGGACACUCCAUUUGUAAAUAGUGUAAAUAUUCAUGUUUGUUUGAAGCUCCUGAGUCAAGGAACAAGAGGAUCUCGGAGAAGAAAGUGCAGUUGCUCACUGACAUGCAGCACUUAAGGAAUACAGACUUCCAUAGGACUGGUGUAUAAAUACAGCAUGUUGCACAGAGUCCCUUUUUUAUCAUCAGAGUACAAGAUACAGGGCAAAAAGGCCUUCAUUUUUUGUUUUUAGAAGUUAAAAAUGAAUUUGCCCCGCAUCCAUUUGAGAACUCUUCUGGUUUGUUUCUAAUAGAGAGAAAGCAAUAUGAGGCUAGGACUGUUGAACUGUUCCUCCAUCUGGUUUUAUUUAGCAUACAUAUUUAUAAGUAUGACAUUUUAGAAAUAUUUAUGAAAAAUAUCCCUGUGACAAGUUUAAUAAUACUUCAGUGCUUUUAGAAGGACACAUUCUGAAAUACUUAGGAUAGAAAUUAGCCUACUUGCGAGACAGAAUCGCAACAUACCACUUUCUACCUCCAGUAGAUUGAGUACCUUUCAAACAAAAAUCCAGUGUACAAUGUGAACUUUUGUAUUUUGUACAAUGAUUUAAAGGGAAAUGUUUGUGAUAGUAAGCAUCUUUUCUUGUAUUAAUGCUUACCUCUUUACAUUAGUUUUCUUGCUCCACUCAGUGCUUGAAUGCCUAGAUGAUAGGCACCAUAUGAAUACCUAAGAAUCUACUCCAUCCUCUUUUAAUUUGUUGGUUUUAUGAAAGACCAUGCAAAUGUGAAAAGACUAAAGGAUGAGUAUUAUCUAUAAGGGAGGAAGUUCUAUGAUAGGGAAACAAAGGACUGGAUUUAAUCUCACAAGGUAAAUUCUUAUCUGCUUCAUUAGGUUAAUUGCACUAGUUGAAAUCCUAAGUGAUGUUAGAAUCUGUUUUUUUCAAGCCCAUGUUUUCCAACAUAUGCACUGCUCUGUAUUCCCAAUGCUUUCAAGUGAAUUCAGUCACCUUGGAGCUGGUAACAUAUAGGGAGAACUGGGCCCUUGAAUCUCAUUAAAUGAUGCGGUUUUUAUUCAUUGGAAGACUGGCAGCAAAUAUGUAGUUUCAGAGCCCUGGAGCUUAGGGAGUGAUUAGUAUUUAGCAGCCAGGGCUUGGGUACACAAGGAAUUUCCAACAUCUUUGGUUCUUUCUCCAUGGGCAAAGAUCCAAGGACCCUAGUCCUUUCUGCUUCCAGUGCUGAGCUGCUUUAUGGGAUCUUCUGACCCUAACCCAGAGCUAAAUUUUCAGUCCUACAGAGUAAGUGGCCACUUCACCAUGGCUGUGAUCUGGCUCACUGUCUCCUCUGUUACAUGCAAUGCUUCACUUUUCUCUACAGUGGAGCUUGAAGAAUCCAGCUCAUACAUAGCAAUGUGAAAACCUGCAGUGGAAAGUUUUUGCUGUUUGCUGGUAGAUUUCCUGUAUAGCACUUUCUCUGUGUAUGAUGUAAGCAGGAUACCUUGUAAGGGUAAAUAUUUAGUGGGUUGUGUGUGACUGUGUACAAAAAUUUUGAGGAAAAGGAGUACUCAGGACAAUUCAGGAAGAACUACUUGAGUUAUUGUUAAAUAUGCUGUUCCUUUUUUUACAUUUUUAUAACUGACUUUGAACACUUUUCUGCAGCUGUUUGUAUUUUAAAAUGACAAUAUUUACAUUUUUGCAAACUAAAUCACUUUGCAUAUUCUUGGAAGAGAUGCGAAAAGGGAAAAAAGCUGCCUCUAGAUGGAGCAGUGGGAAGAGGGGAAGAAAACAUGGAAAAUGCUGACAAGAGCUGCCCUUCUCCAGCCACCUAACAGCAAAUCCUGAGUUUUUGCUCUUCCAGAGAGUUCUGUGAGCCUGCACCACCCUUAGCCAUGGCCCAGAGCUUGUCACUCUCCAGAGAUGAGGGGAAGACGCAUGCAGGAUAACAAGCUUUAUCUUGGUGUUGAUGCCCCAUUCAUCAGUUUGUCUGCUGGUGGAAAGCAUAAGCCUCCUGAUCAUACUCUUGUCAACUGAAAGUGAUUUAAAAACUGCUACCUUGGAAAAAUACACUUGUGCUUGUUUGGGGGUGUUUGUGAGUAAAGGAGGCCAGUUUCUGUUUUCCUUCCUGUGUUGAUGGCAGCGGGUAGACAAGGCUGAAAUCUGGCUUCGUGAGUGAGGACAUUAAGAAUGAAACUUGCAAGUGAAGUGAGUGAAGCAUUGCCACUGAGUUUGGAGAGUCCUGUAUCUCCUUUUUCCAGCAGUGAGUAGCCCUGUCCCCUUGGCAUCUUUUGUUUCCAGCUCUGACUUGGGGUUGGUUUGUUUUGUAGCUUUGCCUCUGCCACUCAUGGUGAGCCAACCUGUUGUGAUGGGGAGGCAACAUUGCUGUAUUUUGGUAUGAAAUGCUGCAGCACUCUGCCUAGAGAUUGUGACACUGAGUGAAUUUAAACUCAGAUUUGAAUCUGGCCUACUGCAUUCCUUGCGUAAGAAGAUGGAAAUUCUCAAUGUUGAGCUCAGAUUUGGGAAUGUCUUGGCUCCAGCCAUUGCUUCUAUCAAGCCAGAGACCCUGGGUCAUACUGACAACAGAUUUAAUGUGUAACUGAGGUUCCUAUUUAUAAAACUUACUUCAGUUACUGUGUAUUUUAUUUCUUAGCACUGUAAGGGUUGAAGUGCUGAAGAUGAUUUGUUAUACACAGACACUUGUCUGUUCCUUGUGUGAGGUCUUGGGAUAUUGCCGUCAGUGUCCAAACUAGCAGCAAACCAAGAAACUACUGUACAAAACAAAAAGAAACAGAAUAAGCCUCAGUUACUGCUUCAGUCAUUACACUCCUGCUGCAGCAAUUGUUAAAGAUGGCCAUGAUCUCUUUGGGGACCCAUUGUUUCUCGAGUGGCUGGUACAGGGAGAUGUUGCAGUAAAUUCAAUACUCUUGGUUUGUAUUUAAAACAAAAUGCUGUUGCAUCCAAAUACCUUACUCAUUUACAAACAAAGCAAUUAGUAUUUUAGGGGUGUAAAGGCAUCUGCUUGGCUGAGGAUGGCAGAGUAACAAAAUUGACAGUGACAUCAGGGGCUUCCAGGUGGGAUGGUUUAAGGCUGCUCUCAGGCAAAAAGGACCUCUUUAUUUUAAGACAAUUGUGGCAAAGCUGUUGUGAAGGGGAAAGCAGACUUUUGCUUGUAUUGUGGAAAUGGAAUGUUCUUUUCAAAGGACGUUUCACCUUCCAGUUAGUUGAUGCAUUUCCAUUAGAUAUGCAUCAGUUCUUAUACCGGGAAAGGAGAGCUUUUCCUCUCUUUGGGGUUUUCUCUUGCCAGCCUAUCCAGGGAAAUCUCACUGUCUUUAGAGGAUGCAUUAACUAGUGCAACAGCAUAGAACAUGGUACUGUGAAGAGGAAAAAUAGAUCCAUGGAAGGGAGAAGGCUUAGGAAGGGAGAGAUCCUGGAGAUCUCUGUUUCGGCUUUCUAGAAGAGGCCAGUUUUUUUGAUGUGGUGGCCAUUUCAAGAGGCACGAUUUCAGCUGUACAUACCUUAAGCCAUUUAUAUUAACUAUGGUAUGCUGAAGUUUGAUCAUAAAGUGUGUGUACCUCCUCUUAUGUUUAAUGGGUUUCUUUUUUUUAACUGUGGGAAUUGCUAGAUCCUUAAUUAUGUAAAGUGAUUAGGAAAAUGUGUAUUGCUCUGAAGACAUUGCUUUGUAUGUAAACAUUUAAUUGCACCCUGCCACUUUCUGUAUAUGGGAAUAUAUUUUAUAUUUUUCUUUGCCUAGGAUUUAAACUGUUUGUAUUCCCAUUUCUGUUUGACUUCAAUUACUUUUGGGAAGCUGUCACCUUCUAGAACAUACACAGGUACUAAACCAGCUUUUCCUGCCCAGAAAAUUCCUUGGCCCUUAGUUGCUAGAAUUUCAUUUAGAGCAGGAACAUUUCCAAUCCCAUUGUGUAGCAAACAAAUCAGAUGUGCGUUUCACACUGAUCUCCUGCUCGGUACAGCAAACCAGCAUUGUCCUCUGUGGUUGUCUUACAAACGUGUUGCACAUCUUCCCUGUAGAUCAACACCUUGCCAAAAAGACAUAGCUUUAAAUUAAAAUGCCCUCUUUGUAGCUGGCCUGUUUGCACAAGCACAGGCCCUGUGGAGCUGAUGGCUGAUCAGGCUGGUAUAGACUCACUCCCUCCUUCAAGGUUUGGGACUCUGGUGUUCUGCUUGUGCUGCUUUCUCAGCUCUGAAGCCAUGGUCAGCCAUUCACACAGCUCUCAGUCUGUGGCUGCUGGGCUCUGAGUCUUUACCAGCACCUAAUUUCUAUCCAGUGUCUUCCUCCAGUGAUUCUGUUCGUAGCAAAUCAGCUUUACAGGAUCUGGCCCUAGGAGAAGAAAUCCAUCUUGUCCUUGACACAUGCAGUCUCAAGUAUAUAGAUACUCUUGACACCAGAGAAAUUCCUUCUUUAUUGACCAAGUGUUGCUGUUUCUCCUCCUGGGAGGGCAGCUCAGGAUGGAAUUUGCCUUUCCUUAGCCAUCCUGUGCUGCACAGAAUGCUGACAUGUCAGCUACCAAGAAAACAUUUUAAUUUGAAAUAGAAAAUAUGCUCAUAUUUAGGAACUAAUCUAUAGUAAUUAUAAUUACAUAUAGAAGAGAGCGUGUGUCCUAUUUUAUUUUUCCUUGAAGUUGUAACUAGAGAUGAUAUUAAAUGAAAGGCAUCCCUUAUAUAAGACUUCUUUUUAAUAUUAUUGUGUGGUUAAAAUACUUCCAUUAUAAAUUUGCACACUUUUUUCCUCUUUCCUUGCAUGUUCAACUGAUUUUUAUAGCUGUUCUGUGCAGACAGUAUUUUUGUAAAACAUUUUUGACACUGAAUUGCAAUAAAUGUUCAAACAAUGUGAA
Messenger RNA from Taeniopygia guttata (zebra finch), 6133 nucleotides. It is a transcript of the gene FBXO32, whose product is annotated as F-box protein 32. Gene Ontology annotation, molecular function: protein binding. The record is from RefSeq and is a predicted model, not a curated record. Gene Ontology annotation, cellular component: SCF ubiquitin ligase complex; nucleus; cytoplasm. Lineage: Eukaryota; Metazoa; Chordata; Aves; Passeriformes; Estrildidae. Gene Ontology annotation, biological process: protein ubiquitination.